CAAGCUUCCCUAGCUACCAACCUCAUUCUUACUCACAACUACUGCAAUUGCAAUUGAGCACCUCACAAAAACUACCUUCUGGUGGUCCUCUGGUGUUACAACCAACCAACCAAGCUACCUCGUUUCUCAGCUGCUUAAUCGCCUCUUCUUCUUCUUCAUCUUCUCCUCGGUUGGUACAGGAGAGGUCAAGCUAGGGAGCUACCGGGCAGGAAGGUAGAUGCUAGGGAUGGACCAUGAGCACCACCAUCAGGAGGAGUCGUGUGUUCCUCCGGGGUUCAGGUUCCACCCCACGGAGGAGGAGCUGGUGGGGUACUAUCUGGCCAGGAAGGUGGCUGCCCACAAGAUCGACCUCGACAUCAUCCAGGAGGUCGAUCUCUACAGGAUCGAGCCAUGGGACCUCCAAGAGAGGUGCGGCGGCAGCAGGGGAGGACGGGGAGCGCGUCAGGUGGCGGAUGAAAAUCAGUCGUCGUCGGAGUGGUACUUCUUCAGCUUCAAGGACCGCAAGUAUCUAAGCGGCACGCGCACCAACCGCGCCACGGCGGCCGGGUUCUGGAAGGCCACCGGCCGCGACAAGCCGGUGAUGUCGUCGAGGAGCCGAGGGGUCAUCGGCAUGAGGAAGACGCUGGUGUUCUACAGGGGCCGUGCACCCAAUGGUAGGAAGACCGACUGGAUCAUCCACGAGUACCGACUCCAGACAAACGAGCACGCGCCCACACAGGAGGAAGGUUGGGUGGUGUGCCGGGCGUUCCAGAAGCCGACCCCGAGCCAGAGGCAGUCCUACAUCUUCUCGGCAUACGCCUCCGAGCCGGGUCUCGUGGGCUACUACGAUGACCUCCAUUACCUGCAGAGCGCCACUGGCGCUGCCGGAGCCGGCGGCCUUGGCUUCCCGAGCCAGGACGUCAUGUACUGCUCCGAGGACCUGCUGGACUCCAAGCAGAGUCUCUUCGGCAAUAUCCCGCAGCUCAUCGAGAGCCCGCCGCCGACUGCCCUUCUACGCUGCGUCGACGAUGCCAUCUUCCAGCAGCAGGGUCCGGGACAUGCGGUGGCCGGCAUCGACUGGAACUUCCUGGACAGCUUGCCGUCCACGUCGCAGCUGCAGGAAUACUCUGCCACUGCUGCGUCAAAUCUUCACCUAGAGCAGUGAAGUAGAGUUAGCAGACAUACCGUAGCAGCAUCGAUUUCAUUGUAUACAUGAUUUCAUAGUAGACGAGUCUUGGUUGACACUUGUACCUAGCUAGACUAUCCUCUGUUUCACUUAUAGGAAAUUUCAGGGACAGCUGAUUUGUCGUACGCAUCAUUUGCUAAUAAUAGUCCACUACUGCAGAGUACAGGCAGUAUAGAGCCUAGAUGGUGGACCUCCAUGUCCAUGCGUUUGUGUUGCGCCUGAUGGACACUCGUGAACCUAGCAUCGUAGUGUGGGUUCUACUCUCUCCGUUCGGAUUUACUCGUCGUGGUUUUAGUUCAGAUUUGAACUAAAAUCACGACGAGUAAAUUGGAACGGAGGGAGUAGUUUACAGCAGGCAGACAUACCACUCUUUUUCACUCAGUGAAUUUGUUGUACAACUGAU
Molecule: messenger RNA, 1568 nt
Organism: Triticum dicoccoides
Lineage: Eukaryota; Viridiplantae; Streptophyta; Magnoliopsida; Poales; Poaceae
Product: NAC domain-containing protein 30-like
Exons: 4
Coding region: 218-1144 (308 amino acids)
Biological process (GO): regulation of DNA-templated transcription
Molecular function (GO): DNA binding
Source: RefSeq, a predicted model, not a curated record